Aaosphaeria arxii CBS 175.79 is the source of this 851-nucleotide messenger RNA. RefSeq lists its product as uncharacterized. The record is from RefSeq and is a predicted model, not a curated record. Bases 263 to 661 code for a protein of 132 amino acids. NCBI's taxonomy places the organism in Eukaryota, Fungi, Ascomycota, Dothideomycetes, Pleosporales. The transcript has 2 exons.
CUUGACGCUGAGAGACUACUGCUCUUGGUCGGUCUUGGUAACCGUGACAAUACUAUAUCGCCGCUGUGAGGGUCCGCAUAUGUGACGUCGUCAUUCUUUCAACGAUGGAAAGCUUCGUAGUCUUGAGGGUAUAUAAGAGGGACGAAUAAGCCCCGAUUGGGAAGCAGAAAACCUUCUACAGAACAAAUUCACUUGAAGCAUCUUGCAUCCAACCAUUCUAUCAAACUAUCAAAAUCGAAACCCAUCAGUUCAACCACAAAAUAUGAACAUGAAUUCCCAAUAUAACAACAACACCAACACCUCUGCUAUCAACGACAACAUGAUGGACGAGAGGCAAAGGGAGAUGGAAGUCAAGGAGUACCAGCACGCAACUCGAAACCGCCGACCCUCUAUGCUCGAAGAAGCCGAAGCAUUCGCAAACGCAAACUCACCACGCACAUCCACCUCCGGCGACUCGGAAUUCCUCACUCCAGAGCAAGCCAAUGCCCAGAGGUCCAACCGCAACUCUAGCCGCUCGCCAUCGAGGUCGGCAGAGCCCGAGAUCAGGAGGGCCAGCGGCCACUUCACGGCACCCAUGUCGCACCCCAAGGUGGUGCAACAGCAGGGAAGGAGCGGAAAGAUGGAGAGCUGGAAGGCAAACAUGCUCGGAAAGUUGAAGUAGAUGGAUAUCUUUUUGGGGUGCCUGACUUGGGGUCAGGUCAAUGUAUUGCAUAGGUCCUCGGGGAGACUAUCACCAUUGUAUGAGUAGCAUGUCUUUUUAUUUCUUCAUUACGACCUAGAUGAGACCUUGCCGAUGGUCGAAAGAUCUUGGGCAAGAUGAAGUUUACGAAUUUAUGGUCUGCAAUCAUGAU